UGGCAGCCAGCCAUUUCAAGCUAAAAUCCUCUCCCUCUCUCUUCCCCAUACCCAACUUCCCAAGAAUAGCAAGCGGAGAAACAAGGCCGCGGAUGAUGAAUAGGAAUAGCUAAACCAGCAACACAAUUCCCGAUUUUUGCUCUAAGGCCCUUAAUUUGCGCCUCUCUUCGCUUAUAUGAUCCUUCACACCUGAAUCUUGCAUUUGCAGCUGCUGGGUACCUCCUUCCAUGCAAAGCAGGAGAGAGACCCAUAGUUUGCUCAACAAUACACCUUCACCUAUUUGUUUUGAUCCAACAGAACAUUGAACUUUUGUCUUUUUAUUGUUUUAGACGUGUUUCUCUUGUAAUUACAUAUCAUUUUUCUAUUUCAUGUAGAAGAGACUCAAAGAUGACAGUAGAUAUACGUGGCCUUUUCAUUAUGGCCAUUAUUUCUUUAUUCAUUUCAUCAGCGAUUGUAGAUGGAGGCGAGACUAAAGAAGUUUCUUAUGAUGGAAGAUCCUUGAUUAUCAAUGGAAAAAGAGAGCUACUCUUCUCUGGAUCCAUUCAUUACCCUCGUAGCACCCCAGAGAUGUGGCCGGAAUUGAUUACAAAGGCCAAGCAUGGAGGUCUAAAUGUUAUUCAAACUUACGUGUUUUGGAACAUCCAUGAGCCUGUGAAGGGCAAGUACAAUUUUGAAGGGCGAUUUGACUUGGUGAAAUUCAUCAAGGAAGUUCAAAAGCAGGGACUGUAUGUAACUCUCAGGCUUGGGCCAUUCAUCCAGGCUGAGUGGAACCACGGAGGACUUCCAUAUUGGUUAAGAGAGGUCCCAGACAUCAUAUUCCGUUCAUAUAAUGAACCAUUCAUGAUUCACAUGGGGAAAUUCAUCAGGAUGAUUAUGGAUAAAAUGAAAGAAGAGAAGUUAUUUGCACCACAAGGAGGCCCCAUUGUCUUGGCUCAGAUUGAAAAUGAGUACAACACUGUCCAACUUGCAUAUAGGGAAUUGGGAAAUAAAUAUGUUCAGUGGGCAGGGGAUUUUGCUCUGAGCCAAGGAGCAGGAAUACCAUGGGUCAUGUGCAAGCAGAAAGAUCCUCCUGGUCCAGUGAUCAACACUUGCAAUGGAAGGCACUGUGGAGACACGUUCUCAGGCCCCAACCAACCCAACAAGCCUUCUCUGUGGACUGAGAACUGGACUGCUCAAUUUAGAGUAUUUGGAGACCCACCUUCUCAAAGAUCAGCUGAAGAUAUUGCAUUUUCAGUAGCACGUUGGUUCUCCAAGAAUGGAUCUUUAGUUAACUACUAUAUGUACCAUGGGGGUACGAAUUUAGAUAGGACUGCUGCCUCAUUCGUAACAACUCGUUACUAUGAUGAAGCACCUCUUGAUGAAUAUGGUUUAGAAAGAGAACCGAAAUAUGGUCACAUGAAGAACUUGCACAGGGCUCUAAGACUAGCAAGGAAGCCUUUGCUUUGGGGUGCACCUGGUGUUGAAAAAUUGGGAAAUGAUCAGGAGGCUCGGUUUUAUAAGCGACCUGGAACCAAACUCUGUGCAGCUUUCUUGACAAACAACGACACUAAAAAUGGAUAUGAUGUUAAAUUCAACGGUCGGGAAUUCUACCUGCCUCCACGAUCCAUUAGCAUUCUCCCUGACUGCAAGACCGUGGUUUAUAACACUAUGACGGUUGUGUCACAACAUAAUGCAAGGAAUUUUACAAAAUCCAAGAUAGCAAACAAGAAACUGAAAUGGGAGACGAUAUCAGAAGUCAUACCAACCCAACUUAAAACCUCGUCCAAGAUCCCAUUGGAGCUCUAUCGCUUGACCAAAGAUGCCACUGACUAUGCUUGGUACACCACAGACGUAGUAUUGGAUCCUUGGGACUUGUCUGUGCGAAGGGAUAUUCUCCCAGUUCUAAGGGUUGCAAGUCUUGGCCAUGGAAUGCUUGCUUUUGUAAAUGGUCACUUUAUAGGAUCGGCUCACGGAAGUCAAACUGAGAAGAGCUUUGUCCUACAAAGACCUGUGGAAUUGAAGCGUGGAGUUAAUACAAUUACGCUAUUGGGCUCUCUAGUUGGACUCCCAGAUAGUGGAGCCUACAUGGAGCAUAGGUAUGCUGGUCCUCGAGGUGUAAGAAUCUUGGGUUUGAACUCUGGAACUCUAGAUUUGACAUCUAAUGGCUGGGGUCAUGAGGUUGGCACGACUGGAGAAAGGGGCCAGUGGUUCACUGAGGAAGGAUCAAAGAAGGCAACAUGGAAACAAGUUCCAAAGGGUGAAGGACCUCCUAUCUCAUGGUACAAGGCUUCUUUUGAUGCUCCCGAAGGAAACGAACCAGUUGCUGUCCGUAUGACAGGUAUGAAAAAGGGUAUGAUUUGGAUCAAUGGUCAGAGCAUUGGUCGCUACUGGAUGAGUUAUGUUUCCCCUCUUGCGCAACCUACUCAAUCUGAGUACCAUAUUCCGAGAUCUUACAUAAAGCCAAAGGAUAACCUAAUAGUAGUAUUUGAGGAGGAGCAUGCAAACCCAGAAAAGAUUGAGUUUCUACUUGUGAAUAGAGAUAUAAUAUGUAGUUAUAUAACAGAGUAUGAUCCGCCACAUGUAAGAUCAUGGGCAAGAAAAGAUGACAGGAUAAAAACUGUUGUUGAUGAUGUGCGACCAGCAGCUCACCUCAAGUGUCCAAACCACAAGAAGUUUAUCAAAGUAGAGUUUGCAAGCUUCGGUGAUCCUUAUGGUGCUUGUGGAGGGUUUGUUCUUGGAAACUGCACAUCUCCUCUUUCUAAGCAAAUUGUCGAAGAGCGUUGCAUUGGAAAAGCUUAUUGUGACAUACCAAUCGAAAGAGAUCUCUUCGACAAGAAUAAUGAUGCUUGCCCUGACAUUAAAAAGACACUCGCUAUUCAACUGUUGUGUGGGUAGAAGAAUUAGUGAUCACCAGACAAAUUUUAUGUAUUGGAGGUGUUUGUGAUCAUGGGUCUGAUGUGGGAGAUGCAGCAUUAUGAUGUUUUGAAGGACAUAGAAGAAUAUACAAUUCAUAAUGCUUAAAUUUGUCUUUACAAGACAUUAAAACUCAUGAUUUUGUAUUCUCCAUAUUCAAACGUUUAUUAAAAUGAAGGCCCA
Molecule: messenger RNA, 3075 nt
Organism: Manihot esculenta (cassava)
Lineage: Eukaryota; Viridiplantae; Streptophyta; Magnoliopsida; Malpighiales; Euphorbiaceae
Product: beta-galactosidase 13
Exons: 19
Coding region: 388-2874 (828 amino acids)
Biological process (GO): carbohydrate metabolic process
Cellular component (GO): cell wall; vacuole
Molecular function (GO): carbohydrate binding; beta-galactosidase activity
Source: RefSeq, a predicted model, not a curated record